Messenger RNA from Eucalyptus grandis, 1920 nucleotides. RefSeq names its product putative disease resistance protein At4g19050. The record is from RefSeq and is a predicted model, not a curated record. The transcript is spliced from 12 exons. NCBI's taxonomy places the organism in Eukaryota, Viridiplantae, Streptophyta, Magnoliopsida, Myrtales, Myrtaceae. Bases 1 to 1920 code for a protein of 639 amino acids.
AUGAAAACUGCAAAGACAGAAGAGAAGAAAUCUGGAAAGCCUGAACCAAAAGCAACAGUGAAGGUUGAUCAGAAAGAUGCUGCUGUGGCUGGAAAAGAUCCAUAUCUUCUUGCAGUUCUGGAUGAUAUUAUUAACAAGGAUGGAAAGAAAAUUCUUUUUUCUUUAAGCAACAUCCUCCAUGGGCACCUUCUUAAGGCUUUAAUCACAAGAAAUGGCAGUGAUACCGGGUCAAGGCGGCAGUUUCUAGGGCAACUGCGUUUGAAAGACUGUCUGCAGCUAUUGAAUAAUAGCUCAGGUCAUCCUGGGGCAAUUAUUAUGAUGGCAGAAGCCAUGAAUAAUGUGAAGGACUUUGAAUUGGACAAUGCUGUUGAAGAAGCGUGCUGUUGGCACUGCAGAUGCUUGUUUCUCCAUCAUGAUAGCAUCCACGACAAUGAGCUGAUAAGUCACUGGUUACUGGAAGGGUAUUUUGAUCACCAUGAUCAUAUUGAGAAGGCCUAUGAGGAGGGACAUCAUACUCUGAUGGAGCUCAAAGAUCGUGGAUUUCUAAGAGAAAAGGAGAAUAGUUAUGUUUAUACGGAAAGUAAUGCUUUGGGAGGAAGUCCCUUACGCAUACAAAGACUUACAGUUCUGGUCAUCUUAAAUCCGAUGUUCAAAAAGCUGCCGUUAGAACUUUCAACAUUGAAGGAGCUUCAAGUACUUGAUCUAAGGGGCUGUCGCCUGCUGGAGAAUGUAGAUGAGAUCCAUGAACUUACGAAGUUACUCAUUCUUCAGAUAUCUGGGGCUCAUUUUGUGGAGGAAAUCCAUGAUGAUCUUUUUGAGCAUAUGAAAGAUCUUAGAUCUCUUAGCUUAUCUGAAGUUGGCAUUAAACAAAGGAAUCAGCAAAACAGGAAGUGCUUUCAUUGGCAAAACUUGAAGUGUUCGAUUUCUUCUGGUUCAGACUCUUUCACAAAUAUCCAGGUCAAGACCCUCUCUUCUCUCCAGAAACUUCAAAUUCUCAAUCUAUCCAAAACCAAGCUUGGGCGCUUGCCCUACUUUCGCGAUUUGGGAGAGCUCACUCAACUCCACUUAAGUGACUGUCCAUCCCUGGCAAGAGUUCCCACCCUAAAACCAUUACCUAAACUAGAGAUUUUUUAUGCUAAUGGUAAAUUCCUCACUGGGUUGCCAAACUUGAGUAAACUUCAGAAACUGGAAGUUCUCGAUCUCUCGGGAUGCUCGGAGUUGGUGCCUUCUUCAAAUUGCUUUCCUAUCAGCCUCCAUCACCUAAUAAUGAGAAAUUGCGCCUACUUGAAAGACCUUCCUUCCUUGGAAGCUCUGUUGAACCUAGAGGUACUCGACCACUGUGUAUCUGAGCUGGAUGCCCUAAAGGAGCUUGAGCUGCUGGAUCUAUCGGGGACCAAAACCUUGGAUCUUCUGGAAUUACCAAAGCUUGUGAGAAUUGGGGUUAUAAUGGUAUCGCUGCGAGUACUGAAAGUGAGACAGUGUCCAAAUCUGGAGAAUCUAGAGGUAGUGCUUGGAGAAGCUGAAAAUCUGGAAAUCCAUAUUUCCUAUGCUGCUGGGCUGAAGACCGUACGCAGUCAGAAAGUGAAGCCAGGGAGCUUAAAAAAUCUAGAACAGCUAAAAAUAGAAUCUUGUCCUCAGCUCAAAGAAGUUUAUCCCACAUCCUAUUUGCCGCCGAACCUGGAGAUUCUUGUGAUAAAUUCAUGUGAAAGCUUGGAAACUAUAUUCAGAGGCAGCUCAGCAGGUUCCUAUUGGCAACCCUUAAUCUACAUUCAGGCUGAGAUAAUAGCUGAUUUUGUUCAUAAAUACCAGAAUCGAGAGCAUGUGCCUAGUGAUACCAUGCCUAUCGUGUCACGUGAUGUAGGCAUCAGCAUGCCUUUCAAAGGAAAAGGGCUUGAAGGUUCCGCGACAGGCAAAGAAUGA